AUGGCCGCGAACUGCGCGGGGGCCGCGGGGACGGCGGCGGGAGCUGUGGCCGCGGUGGGCUCGGCUCUUAGCGCCAGCAAAACCAAGACCAAGAAGAAACACUUCGUGUGCCAGAAGGUGAAGCUGUUCCGGGCCUCGGAGCCGCUGCUCAGCGUCCUUAUGUGGGGGGCGAACCACACGAUCAAUGAGCUCAGCAAUGUUCCCGUCCCUGUCAUGUUAAUGCCCGAUGACUUUAAAGCCUACAGUAAGAUUAAGGUGGACAAUCAUCUAUUCAACAAGGAGAACCUGCCCAGCCGUUUCAAAUUCAAGGAGUAUUGUCCACUGGUGUUCCGGAACCUCCGGGAGAGAUUUGGCAUCGAUGACCAGGACUACCAGAACUCGGUGACACGCAGUGCCCCGGUGAACAGCGACAGCCAGGGCCGCUGCGGCGCGCGCUUCCUCACCACCUACGACAGGAGGUUCGUCAUCAAGGCCGUGUCCAGUGAGGAUGUGGCAGAAAUGCACAACAUCCUCAAGAAGUACCACCAGUUCAUCGUGGAGUGCCAUGGGAACACGCUGCUGCCGCAGUUCCUGGGCAUGUACCGGCUCACCGUGGAUGGUGUGGAGACCUACAUGGUGGUCACCAGGAACGUGUUCAGCCACAGGCUGACCGUGCACAGGAAGUAUGACCUCAAGGGCUCAACAGUAUCCAGGGAAGCAAGUGACAAAGAGAAGGCCAAGGAUCUCCCAACUUUCAAGGACAACGAUUUCUUGAACGAGGGUCAGAAGCUGCACGUCGGAGAAGAGAGUAAAAAGAACUUCCUUGAGAAGCUGAAGCGGGACGUGGAGUUCCUAGCCCAGCUGAAGAUCAUGGAUUACAGCCUGCUGGUGGGCAUCCACGACGUGGACAGGGCCGAGCAGGAGGAGAUGGAGGUGGAGGAGCGGGCAGAGGAUGAGGAGUGUGAGAACGACGGGCUGGGGGGGAACCCCAUCUCCUCCUACGGGACCCCCCCCGACAGCCCCGGAAACCUCCUCAACUACCCCCGGUUCUUUGGGCCCGGGGAGUUCGACCCCUCCGUGGAUGUGUACGCCAUGAAAAGCCACGAGAGUGCCCCCAGGAAGGAGGUUUAUUUCAUGGCCAUCAUCGACAUCCUCACGCCCUACGACACCAAGAAGAAAGCUGCACACGCUGCCAAAACAGUGAAACACGGGGCCGGGGCUGAGAUCUCCACCGUGAACCCCGAGCAGUACUCGAAGCGUUUCAACGAGUUCAUCUCCAACAUCCUGACAUAGUGCUGCAGAGCCCGCAGCCAGGAGCAGGGAGCAGGGGGGCUCCUGCAGCCUGGCACCCCGCACAGGGGGCUCCUGGCACCCUGCCACCCUGCAGGGACACCGUGGGGCACGUGGGGGCACCGUGUGUGACAAAACUUCAUCCUCAUCCUCGCUGCACCCUCCCACUGCCCGCUGCACCCGGCUGCACCGGUGGGGUUUUUAUGUUACAGAAGUGCCCAGAUUUCAGAUUUGAGGGCUUUUUCAAACAAGCCAAGUGCAUUUGUUGCAGCACUGCUCUGCCCUGUGACGUUCUGUCCUCUCUGCUGAGGGGCUGUGACACGUGGCACUGUCCCCAAGGGGGUCACCUUCAGUGCGAGUGGAGCAGUGCCUGAUUCACAAACCACUCCUUGUUGAUUUUAUUUUUUUUUUUUGUGUAGUUGUUGUUGUUUUAUUGGACUGGCGUUGUCAGAAAAGACAAGCAAACCCCUUUUAUUUCCCUCUCGGUAGGAAUUGGAAGGAAAAAUAUAGCUCACCAUUUCAAGGAUGAAAAAUAUAACUCUGAUAAAAGGAGGAGUUGCUGAACUUUAGGUAAAUUCAGACUGGGACACUUUAUAUUUUUUGGUUAAUUUAAGUAACAAAAAAAAAAAAGAAAAAAAACCGAACAAAACAAAAAAAAAACCCACCUUUUUUGUAACUGCACUUGAUUUACAAGAAAGAUGAGGGAAAUGAACAUCUACCAAAGAUGAUCUCUGAAAAAAAAAAACAAGCAAGGUGUAACUCCUAAAACCUAAAACCAUCCAGUGUGAGAAGUGAGAGAGGCAUUGACCAACCUCAGCUCAUGAUGUGCUCGGACCUGGGGUGAUCUCAGUUGGUCAGAGUUGAAGAAGUUCCUAAAAUUGAAGAGUUCCUAAAAAGAAAAGGAAAAAAAAAAAAAAAAACCAUUUUAAGAAGGCAUUUUUGUACCUGUAGAUCCGGGAUAAGAUUUCUUUGGGCCAUUUCCUCAGUCAGGAAUGGACCUGAGGUCACCAUCAUAUUCCUGCCAGUGUUAAUUAGCUAAUUCAUUGUUCAGUCUUCCUUCCCCACCCCACCUGCAACAGGUACUUGAAUCUGUGUCCUGACAGAGGCUGGUUUUUGUGUGGUUUUUGUUUUGUUUUUGUUUUUUUUUUUUAUUGUUUGAAAUGUGACUUGCACAGAUGGAAUUGGCCUGGCUGCCCCUGGGGAGUGCUGGGGCUGCUCCAAACCCUCUCUGAGCGACCCUCCAGGAGUGCAAACGCUUGAACUCUGGCACCAGAUUUCUUUUCCAGCCCCACCCCGAAGGAUUUUGGGACUGAUUGGAGUGACUGAAAUGUCCUGUUUUGUCUCCAGAACGCUUUUAACCCUUUCACAGCCAAGCUCGGCAAACUCGCUGUGGGUUUCAUUAGCUCUGCUGCACAAGUUACAGAACUUUUGGUUCUUUGUUUUGGGAUUUGUUUGUUGUUGUUUAUUUCUUUUUUUUUUUUUUUAAUUUCUCUUUUUAAGCAGCAUUUAGAGUUUUGAACAAACCUCUUUGCAGUUGAAACAUGUUGCUUAAUCUGCCUUGGAACUGUUUUUCACACAUGCCUUUGUUUGGGGAAUAAGCUGUUGGGAAUGUCUGUCCUGUGCUGUAACAGUUUUUUGCUGUGUGGAAUUUUUGGUCCUUUUUCAGAGAUAACUGGUGCUCAUCACAUCCUGGUAAUUCCCCUAAAUUAACCCUGGCUCUGGGCUGGAUUCUGAAUUUGGGGCUUGGGGGAGGUUUUGGUUUGGUUUUUUAUUUCCUCUUCACCCCUUCCCCAUUCCCCAUUUUUGAUGCGAAUCCCCCCCCCUCCCCCCACCCAGGUCUCACCUUGGGAGGGGCAAAAAUCGGAGCCCCCGAGAGUGCACUGUAAAUAGAGUUUUGGAGAAAUGGAAAUUUAAGGGUCCUGAUGGGAUUUUAGGUCAUUCCCUUUGGUGUGGGAGGCUGGAGUUGUCUCAAGGUGUGGAGCUGGAAAAGCCAUGACCCAAAUGCAGCUAAAAAAAUAUUAAAAAAAAAAAAAAAAAAAAACAACAUAAAAAGGAGGGCAUCAUCAGCUUCAUUUUAUGGGCAUUAUAUUUGUUGCUUCUCUUUUAAUAAGCACUUAAGUUUACUGCUAAUUAGGAAUUAAAUACCCAUCACUUUUUAUUCCUGACAGUUAAAAAAAAAAAUUUCUGCAUUGAAUCUGCAACUUUGGCUUGGUAAGUUUGUCCUUCUCCUUUUGGGGAAAGUGGCUUGGAAGUUGUUUUAUCUUGAAAUCAUCUAUUAAAAAAAAAAUAAAUAAAGAGGAGACAAAGGGGGAAGGAAGAUAGCAGGAGGUGGGUGAACACCACAAAGCAAAGAAAGGGGAGUGAAGAUGGCAAAAAUCUCCUUCAUUGAAUUCCAGAAUAAUGAAUAAGGAAUCAAAUCAAAACCCAGGGAAUUCCUGCAGAAAUCCUUACAGAAUUGUGACAAAAAGGGGAAUAUUUUCUUAUUCCUGGGAUUAAAUGUGGCUGUUGCAGGUGACCUGGGGAGCCCCACAAAGAUUCUUCCCUUCAGCACUGCCCCAGUUCUGCCCAGUUGCCAUCUUAAAGUGUAUUAAAGUGAUUAAAUGCAGUUUUCUCACCUGAUGAUGUAUUACCCAGGUAUGUAACUUUGUUUAACAGAGGUGUUUUUGUGUAUUGUUUACAUUUGGAGAAGUAGCAUUACUUUAAAAAUGCUAAUUUUUUGUUUCUAGACAGUAUUUUUGUUACCAGAACGAGAAGUGAAGCUGCAAAUAUUUGAUUUGUUUUUAAAAGGGAUUUUUUUCUGUUUGUUUUCUUUUUGUUUUGCUUUGGGUUUUUUUGUUUUUUUUUUUUUUUCUUUUAGAUCUUGUUUUAGGUCACUUUUUUAACUCAAGUAUUUAAAAAAAAAAAAGGAAAACCCAGCCCUUUCAAUUCUGGUUUUGCAACUGCUUGUGCUAGUUUGUUGUCUGUUUCUGGUGUGGAUUUAGUUCUAGUUUUGCUGAAUGUAGAUAUCCCUGUCCUUAGCAUGAACCCUACAGAAAACACACUUAACUGACAGGAUUUGCAGCAGAAUCCAGGAUUUUUUUGGCCAAAAAAAAAAAAAGAAAAAAAGCAAAAUUGGGUCCAGUGGAGUUGCAAAUACUCAGUGAGCAGCAUCUGCCCCCGUGCAGUGCCUGGGGCAGGAGGAGCUGCAGGAUCCACAUUCCUGAGGGACUCCCCCGAUGUGCCAGGAUGUGAAAAGCCCAAAGCUGCUCCGAGCUGGGCAUUUGCACCUUCCCUGUGGGGACAGGGGACACGGAGCCAGCUUGGCUGCCAGAGUGCAAUAAAUCCACCCCAGAGCUGGCGUGGGGAGCUGCUGGUCCAGGGAACCCCAGGAGCUUCCCUGAGCUGGGGGAGCCUUGGGAUGUGGGGAGCAGCCCCAGGAGUGCUUUGGGAUUUGGGGAGCAGCUCCAGGAGUGCUUUGGGAUUUGGGGAGCAGCCCCAGGAGUGCUUUGGGAUUUGGGGGAGCAGCCCCAGGAGUGCUUUGGGAUUUGGGGAACAGCCCCAGGAGUGCUUUGGGAUUUGGGGAGCAGCUCCAGGAGUGCUUUGGGAUUUGGG
Molecule: messenger RNA, 4860 nt
Organism: Cinclus cinclus
Lineage: Eukaryota; Metazoa; Chordata; Aves; Passeriformes; Cinclidae
Gene: PIP4K2B
Product: phosphatidylinositol-5-phosphate 4-kinase type 2 beta
Exons: 10
Coding region: 1-1272 (423 amino acids)
Biological process (GO): phosphatidylinositol metabolic process
Molecular function (GO): phosphatidylinositol kinase activity
Source: RefSeq, a predicted model, not a curated record